ACAUAUGCGGCGGUGACAACUCGCCUCAAUGGGUGAUGCAGCAUGUCUGCGCAGCCCCCACUGUCCGAGGCACAGGACCCCAACGGACGGCAGCGGUCUGCUUCCAACAACAACGCUGGCGCUGUCCGCAAUGCAGUCGACGGUGAAGAGGAAGAUGUGGGGGCGGAGGAGGAGGUCGACGACGACGAUGACGAGCCCAAGCUAAAGUACGCGAAGCUGACGGGGACUCUGGCCAACGUGUAUCGGAAUGGCGACCUCACGACUGCGUUUGGCGUCUGGGGAGACAAAAUGGUCGUUGGAACGGCGAAUGGAAGCGUACACGUGCUAGCUGUACCUACGCUGCAAAGUUUAAGGACGUACAAGGCGCACUCGGCCAGUGUCACCAGUGUCGCUGUCUCGCCAGUGCCUCCUCCGCCUGUCCUCGUACAGUCGAAGGACGGCUCAGCUUCUCUGUUCCAGGCGCCUAUACCUGCGGAGAAGAAGCUGGCUGGCCCUUCACGAUCAGGGACAUAUACAGCCUCUCCACGAGCAGCGCAGCGCGCUCAACAGUCGCCUGUGCCAAAUACCCCGAAUAACCAGAUUUAUAUAGCCACUUCAUCGCAGGAUGGCCAUGUCUGCAUACAGUCUCUCAUCGAUCCCCAGGACGUCCAGCUCCGGAACUUUGCUCGACCACUCAAUGCUGUAGCGCUCUCCCCCGAAUACAAGAAUGAUCGAACAUAUCUCUCUGGUGGGCUAGCUGGAAAGUUGGUAUUGACAGUAGGCGGCAAGUCGGGCGUCAGCAUAGAUGCAAACACGAACAGUGCCGCCGCAGCAGCAUCGGGAUGGCUCGGCUCGAUUGGUCUAGGAGCUAAUACUGGAACCGACACGAGCCUACACUCUGGCGAGGGAGCGAUCAGCACCAUCAAAUGGAGUUUGAGUGGAAAGUGGGUGGUCUGGGUGAACGAAGAGGGCAUCAAGAUCAUGCGAAGCCAUCUCAAGCUGGGCAGCGAGAACCAGGAAGACGCAUGGAAACGAAUCGCCCACGCAGCAAGGCCCAAUCGCAGAUCAUGGGAGGAUAUGGCUGGCGUGUGGAAAGGAAGAUGCGAGUGGAUUGACGACAAUGGUCUGGAAAGUGAUGACCUAGCCACGGGGCGAGGAGACGAAGAGAAAGCGAAAGGUGUCAAUGGGACAACUGCGCUGAGUAAAGACAAGAAAAUCGAAAGACUGGUCGUCGGCUGGGGAGACACCGCUUGGAUACUGCACGUACAAUGCGGAAGCUCUGUGCCUUCUUCCCCGAACGCGAAGAGGCAGGUCGGAAGUGCGGACAUAAUACACAAGAUGCAGUUUAGGGAUUGUAUCAUCUCUGGCAUCAGCCUGUACACGCCUUCUCUACUGGCGAUUCUGGCGUACCGAACGAGAGACGACGACGACAAGCCGAUCAUGCAAGCUCCACUCACCCACGACAGGUCUGACACGCCUACCAAGUCCGGUCGUCAGCAUCGUCACACCAGUCUUGCACCACACCUCCGCCUGGUCAAUGUGACAGACGGGGAAGAAGUAGAGCUCGAUGAGUUGGCUGUAGCUCGUUACGAAUCUCUUUCUGCGCAGGACUACCACCUUGGAACACUGUACAUGCCACCUCCACUUCCUGAGAAAGCGACGCGGGAAGAGCGAGGCAAGCUGGGAGAACUAUGGAAUGCCACGCGCGAUGUUGCAGCUACCAGUGGAGGUUAUGCCACGCGGAUCUUCUCAUCGAGCGCCAGUGUCUUCAGUGGAGGGAGUGGUGAUCGGGAUGCAAACGGGAGAGCCAUGUCGUUCGCCUCUACUGGCCGCCAAGGCUCUGGCAUGGACGUCACUUCCACCCCCGCUCUCACACGAAAUGUCGAUGCUCACCCGUACUCUCUCGAGCCCGGUCUGAAGCUGUUCAUCCAUAGCCCCUUUGAUUGUGUGCUGGCUGUCAAGCGAGAGCUGUCCGACCAUCUUGAAUGGCUGCUUGAGCAUCAACGGUACGGCGAUGCCUGGCAAUUGAUUGACGAGAAUCCCGAGGCUGUCGACACCUCCACAACAGAUUCGCAGUCAUUCAGCUCCACGCCCAGCACUCCGAACAAGACGGGUACGAACCAAAGUUUAGCAGACUUUUUCGGAUCCGACUCGAGCUCACAGGCAACUGGGGUGACACAUGCACUGCGUGCUCACAACUCGGCACCGCAAAGAGAAAAGCGGCGCAUUGGCGAUCUUUGGCUGCAGCAACUAGUGGCAGCAGAUGAAUGGGAGCGUGCGGGCGAAGUCGCGGGCAAGGUUCUAGGUACCAGCAGUCGGUGGGAGCACUGGGUGUGGACAUUCGCCCAGGCCAACAGGUUCGAUGAGAUUACGCCUUACAUUCCAUCCACGACGCUGAAGCCUUCUCUGCCCAGCUUGGUAUAUGAAGUAUGCCUUGCGAACUACAUCGUCAAGGAUGUGCCUCGUCUGACCGAUCUGCUCGACAAGUGGGACCCGGAGCUCUUCGACGUACGAAGUGUCAUUAGUGCCAUUGAGGACCGUCUUGACAGUGGUGAGGUAACACAAGACACGAAACAAGAUGGCGAGAAAGGACGGGACUGGCGAGUCUUGAUGGAUGCACUGGCCCGGCUCUAUAUCGCAGAUAAUCGCGCCGUCGAUGCAUUACGAUGCUAUAUUGCGCUGCAAGAUGCAGAAAAGGCGUUCAGUCUAAUGAGAGAAGAAAAGCUUCUCGAUUCUGUUGCUGAUGAUAUACCUGGACUGUUGAUGCUGCGUGUCAGUAGAGAACAGAUACGAUCUGCGCCACUGACAGAGCUCGAGGAAGCCAGCACAGAAGCAGUCCAAUUACUGGUCGAGGAAGCCUACCGCGGAACGAUUCCCACCACGCAGGUCGUGGCGCAGCUGCAACAGAAAGGCGACCACUUUCAGCCCUUCCUCUUCUUCUAUUUCCGCGCUCUCUGGAAUGGCAUCUCUUCGCCGGCCAACUCCAGCACCACUCCACGCCGAAAGUUCGAUCGCCGAAUAGACGAGGGCCACAUGCUCGUCAAUGACCACGCCGACCUCGCCAUUCGACUUUUCGCAGAGUACGAUCGUGAGCUUCUUCUCAUCUUCCUCAAGUCCUCCGAAGUCUACAGCUUCGACAAAGCGGCCGAAAUAUGUGAACGAAGGCACUACAUUCCCGAACUAGUGCAUAUCCUCAGCCAAACUGGUCAAACCGGCAAAGCUCUACAAUUAAUCAUUGGCGAAUUGGGUGAUGUCGCACAAGCUAUUGCGUUUGCAAAAGAACAUCCAGAUCUCUGGAACGACCUGUUGGACUUUAGUAUGGGCAAACCUUCCUUCAUUCGUGGACUUCUAGAAGAGGUUGGUGCAGCAGCAGCUUUCGAUCCUAUCGAUGUCGUCCGACGCAUCCCCGAGGGCUUAGAGAUUCCCGGAUUGAAAAGUGGCAUUCAGCGUCUCGUGCGAGAAUUUGAAAUUCAGCUCUCCAUAUCUGAAGGCGUGGCGAGAGUGCUUCGAGGUGAAGUCAGUAUGGGCAUGGAUACCCUUCGCGCAGGGAGGAAAAAGGCCGUGAGAUUCGAGGUCAAGCAUGAGAGUGCUAAGGAAGUCAAUCUUGCCGUCGUGGAUCCUCCGACACAAGUUGGUCCUGAUGAAGAGCUGCUGCCAGUACCAAAGAAUCGCCUCACGAAUACGAAGAAGAGUGAAGUGGCUCAACGGCCCACGAGACCGGGACAUUGCGUUGGAUGUGAUGAUAGAAUUGCAGCUCUAUAUGAACGAGUGAACGCCUAUCUAUCGACUGAGUACGAAGUCGUUGGCAGUAUAUCGAGGUACUGUAGACAGGCAAGUAAGUAA
Sphaerulina musiva SO2202 is the source of this 3822-nucleotide messenger RNA. RefSeq lists its product as uncharacterized. Gene Ontology annotation, cellular component: late endosome; HOPS complex. The transcript has 2 exons. Gene Ontology annotation, biological process: cellular response to starvation; endosomal vesicle fusion; macroautophagy. The record is from RefSeq and is a predicted model, not a curated record. Bases 43 to 3822 code for a protein of 1259 amino acids. Gene Ontology annotation, molecular function: protein binding. NCBI's taxonomy places the organism in Eukaryota, Fungi, Ascomycota, Dothideomycetes, Mycosphaerellales, Mycosphaerellaceae.